AUGGACGCUUCGAUGGAGCUGAACAUUAAUGCUCAGGGCUCGCAAGAGAUGGCGAAAGAGUUGACGCUUGCACAGAAAAUUAAGGAGAAGUGCACGACUAAUGACGGAUUCAUAUAUAAACUUCCGCUUAAGGUAGCAUUAGAAGAUGAAAAUAAUCUAUUGGCUUCAUAUGAGAUCGGCGAUCCAGGGGCUGGAGGUGGAGUGGGGAAGGUACUGAUGCUUGUCGGAGCUACAGGAUCAGGCAAAACUACUCUUGCCAACUCGAUCGUGAAUUAUGUGUACAGAGUCACUUGGGAGGAUGGAUUUCGUUUCAAAUUGACCAGCGACGAGAGUGGAGAGAAGUCCCAAGCUCGCAGUCAGAGCAAGUGGAUCACUACAUAUGUCUUGCACCAGCAGGAAGGCUUCGCUUUGCCGUACACCUUGACAAUAAUUGAUACUCCUGGAUUUGGAAAUACUGAAGGCAUACAUAUGGAUGAAGGAUUGAGGUAUCAGAUUCAGAAGUUCUUUUGCAAUGGAGGCCAUGUUGGAGUCCAUGAACUAGUUGGAAACAUCCAAGAAACCAAUCCUAUAAGCCUGUCUUUGACUAAAGCAGUCCUGGAAGAGAGGAAACUUUUGGAGGAAGCCCUGCAGGGUAUCCAAGCACAACUCAAACCAAUCCCUGAACUGCAGAAUCAGAGCGCGGCACCAUGGUCAACAUUAAAACACCAGAGAACAGAAAAUACCAGGAGAUUCGACACUUUGAAAAGAGUGCCAGGAGGGAAAUAUACGACAUCAGCUAUUGGUCCUGAAGGAUUUCUACCGAAACUCAUGGAUGUCAAUUGGACGGGUGAAGAAAUCGUGAAUCUGAGGAAGAGGGCAUAUGAAUCCAUGCAAAAACUUAAAAAUAUAGCGUUGAAGCCAGACCCUUUGGGGGUCUCCGAUUAUAUCGAUCUCUUGAUCGAGACCGAGAAACAAGAAAUUGAACCUGGUUAUAUACAGAGAAUUAAGUACCUUCAAGGCAUAAGAGAAAAAGCUUCCUUGGGUGAAAAGCUCAAGAAAGACUUCGACAUGUUCGAGAGAUAA
Darwinula stevensoni is the source of this 1062-nucleotide messenger RNA. Lineage: Eukaryota; Metazoa; Arthropoda; Ostracoda; Podocopida; Darwinulidae. The record is from the annotation of a GenBank genome assembly.